AUGCAUAUCCGUGAGAAGCUCGCGCAAAAGGAGGCCGCGGGGGAGCCCGGGAUCUCUUUUGAGUUCUUCCCUCCCAAAACGGCCCAGGGUGUACAGAAUCUCUACGACCGAAUGGACCGUAUGCAUGGAUUGGGCCCCUCGUUCAUCGAUGUCACCUGGGGUGCGGGCGGUCGCUUGUCGGAUUUGACUUGCGAGAUGGUCGGUGUGGCACAGUCAGUGUAUGGGCUGGAGACAUGUAUGCAUUUGACUUGCACGGAUAUGCCGCGGGAAAAGGUCGAUGAAGCGCUCCAGGCCGCCUACAAGGCCGGCUGCACCAAUAUCCUAGCGCUACGAGGUGACCCUCCCCGUGAGAAGGAGACAUGGGAGGCGGCUGAUGGGGGGUUCCGCUAUGCUAAGGAUCUGGUCAAGUAUAUCCGCGAAAAAUAUGGUAACCACUUCGACAUUGGUGUGGGAGGCUAUCCCGAGGGUGCCGAUGAUAACCCGGACGUGGACCUUUUGAUCGACCACUUGAAGGAAAAGGUGGAUGCGGGCAGUUCCUUCGUGAUUACUCAGAUGUUUUAUGAUGCCGACAACUUCAUCGAAUGGGUGAAGAAGUGCCGGGCCAAGGGAGUCAAUGUGCCCAUCAUCCCCGGUAUCAUGCCGAUUCAGACCUAUGCUGCCUUCAUUCGCCGAUCGAACUGGACCAAGACUCGCGUGCCACCGGAAUGGAUGGCCGCUUUGGACCCGGUGAAGAAUGAUGAUGCUGCGGUCCGCGACAUUGGGAAGAACUUGAUUGCCGAGAUGUGCAGGAAGCUCAUGGCUUCGGGUAUUAACCAUCUGCACUUCUACACGAUGAACUUGGCUCAGGCUACUCGGUUGGUCUUGGAAGAGCUGGGACUUGCACCGUCCGAGGAAUCUCCCAUCCAAAGACCUUUGCCGUGGCGGCCGUCCCUUGGUCUCGGCCGCCGAACGGAGGAUGUGCGCCCAGUGUUCUGGCGCAACCGCAACUCAUCGUACGUCGCUCGCACGCAGACGUGGGAUGAAUACCCCAACGGCCGCUGGACCGACUCCCGGUCCCCUGCGUUCGGUGAGCUCGACGCCUACGGUGUCGGCCUCAAGGGUACGAAUGAGCAGAAUAUCAAGCUUUGGGGCGAACCCAAAUCGGUCAAGGACUUGUCCGAUAUCUUUAUUCGCUUCCUGAAGGGCGGAUUGGACCGACUCCCCUGGAGUGACAGCCCGAUCUCCACGGAAGCAAAUGAUAUCAAGGACAGCUUGAUCAACCUGAACCGGAGGGGGUUCCUCUCCAUCAACUCUCAGCCGGCCGUCAACGGGGUGAAAUCCUCCCACCCAGUGUACGGCUGGGGCCCGAAGAAUGGAUUCGUCUACCAGAAAGCCUAUCUGGAGCUUCUGGUGCCCUCCUAUUUGAUCGAUGAAUUGGUCGCUCGCAUCGAGAAGAACGAAGACCUGACGUACCAUGCCGUCCGGAAGACCGGCGAGCUGCGCACCAACACAGAGGACAGCCCCAACGCCUUGACAUGGGGUAUCUUUGCUGGACGGGAGAUCAUCCAGCCGACUAUUGUCGAGACCGUUAGUUUCAUGGCAUGGAGAGACGAGGCCUAUCGACUAGGCGAGGACUGGUCCAAGUGCCAUGAUGCCGCCAGUCCCAGCCGAAAGCUGAUCCAACAGGUCAUGGACGACUGGUACCUGGUCAACAUCGUGGACAACGACUUCCACCGGACGAAUGUUGUUUUCGACCUCUUCAAUGACCUGGAAGUUAAGGACUUGAACGUCGAGCUGCCCGGCAAGCCCGAGCAGAAUGGCGUCGCCGAGCAAAACGGCACAGCAAAGAACUAA
Penicillium alfredii is the source of this 1833-nucleotide messenger RNA. RefSeq names its product methylenetetrahydrofolate reductase (NAD(P)H) MET13. Gene Ontology annotation, molecular function: FAD binding; methylenetetrahydrofolate reductase [NAD(P)H] activity. Gene Ontology annotation, cellular component: cytosol. The record is from RefSeq and is a predicted model, not a curated record. The coding region runs from base 1 to 1833 and encodes 610 amino acids. NCBI's taxonomy places the organism in Eukaryota, Fungi, Ascomycota, Eurotiomycetes, Eurotiales, Aspergillaceae. The transcript is spliced from 3 exons. Gene Ontology annotation, biological process: tetrahydrofolate interconversion.